Molecule: messenger RNA, 2224 nt
Organism: Aplysia californica (California sea hare)
Lineage: Eukaryota; Metazoa; Mollusca; Gastropoda; Aplysiida; Aplysiidae
Product: zinc transporter ZIP11
Biological process (GO): zinc ion transmembrane transport
Cellular component (GO): membrane
Molecular function (GO): zinc ion transmembrane transporter activity
Source: RefSeq, a predicted model, not a curated record
GUUGAAAGAGUGCUGGGAGAGAAGUCAUUACCAUGAUAGAAAGUGCUCAUCCGUUAUUACAGACCCUCCUUGGAACAUUAUUCACAUGGGGCCUCACAGCUUUAGGAGCCGGCCUUGUGUUUGUUUUCCAGAGUGGGCAGAGAAAAAUUCUUGAUGGCAGUCUGGGCUUUGCAGCUGGGGUGAUGACAGCUGCCUCAUACUGGUCUCUCUUGGCUCCAGCCAUCGAAAUGGCGGAAGGCUCCGGUUUGUAUGGAAGUGAGGGACAGUGGGCUUUCGUUCCAGUUGCCAUUGGGUUUACCCUUGGAGCUGUGUUUGUUUACGGAGCUGACGUCUUAUUGCCCUCCAGUGGAAACAUGCUGAAUCCCUCCAGCAGUCUGGCUCUGAGUGUUGAAGACAGACCAAAGUAUGAGGGUUCUGAGUCCAUUCUCCUUACUGUCCAAGAGGAUAUGGUGGGGUCAUCGGGCGCAAAACCUCGCUUGAAUCAGGCAGACACAAGACAGAGGAGGACAGCAGGGUCUCCCUCAGCUUUGGAUGCAAGAUAUCAUGAAAAGAAUGGCUUAUCAAGUGCUCCGGCUCGACUGGAGAACUCGGAUAGCAAGGCCGUGAGCUGGCGGAGGAUACUGUUACUGAUCAUAGCAAUCACAAUACACAACAUUCCAGAGGGUUUAGCAGUUGGUGUUGGUUUUGGGGCAGUUGGGAAGACAAAAGCAGCAACUUUUGAAAAUGCAAGAAACUUGGCUUUUGGAAUAGGAAUUCAAAACUUCCCUGAGGGCCUGGCUGUCAGUUUACCCCUGAGAGGUUCUGGGAUGUCAACCAUGAAAAGCUUUUGGUAUGGGCAGCUGAGUGGCAUGGUGGAACCUAUAGCUGGCUUAUUGGGAGCUUUUGCUGUGUUUGUCGCUGAGCCAAUCCUGCCCUAUGCCUUGGCUUUUGCUGCUGGUGCCAUGAUCUAUGUUGUUGUUGAUGAUAUUAUUCCUGAAGCGCAAACCAGUGGAAAUGGCAAACUGGCAUCAUGGGGAGCUGUGGUUGGAUUUGUUAUCAUGAUGUCUUUAGACGUUGGGCUAGGCUGAGAUUUAUGUGACAUUUCCUUGUUGCAUAGCCUACAUCUGACAGCAUAUUGUUGAUUAGUUUUUACCAUGUAUUUAUUGAGCUUGUUGAUAGAAAUGUUUAAUGCGGGGUAAAUGUUGGGUGUAUUUUUUAUUUGCAUAAUGCCUUAAUUGACAGUAUAAGUGGCCCAAGAUAUUCUUGGGUGUUUUCAAAGUUGUUGCUUAUGUGGAAAGAGAUCUUUAUAUUAUAUAGGGAUAACAUUUUUCUGGCUAAAUCCGGAAAUCCAUAUAUUUUGAAUAUUUCCUGGCUGCUUGCUGUGAGUGAAGUUUUUUCAAGGGUAAAACAUUAUUGGAAUGACCAUGUCAAUUUAUUCAGAUUUAAUUCUUACAUUUAAUGCGAAAACUUGUUUUUUUUUUUUUUUAAAUUUGUCAACAACUUUCUCAUUCAAUUUUUUAUUUCUACGGAAACUUUUCCCAGGAGAUGUAUGACAAAAUCUGGUUAGAUAGAACAACAUAUACUUUUUUGAGCUUGGUUAAUAUUGCUAUACCACGAGUGCCGAUUUCUGGAACCCUGAUAAAGCAUGGCGUGAUCUGUAUUUGGGAUGAUAUUUUAUGAGCUCCUACUAUUGCAUUAAAACAUACUACUGCUGUAUGAGCAUAAUUGUUUGCAAUUGUGAUGUGAUUAUCUACCUUAUAAUGUGAACAAUUAUUUUUUAAUUACUACACGUUUGCAUUUGGUGAACCUGCUGUCUUAAGAAUGUGUGAUAUUACUACUGCAGUGGUAUGUCUCUUACAAGGAGCUGUCUCACUGCCAUGGACUGGGGCACUUCCCAUGAUAAGGGUGACCUCUGAGUUUUUUAAUUUAAUUUUUAAAAAGUCAGAUAGAUUUCUGUGCAGGUUAGUAGUAUUUGUUGUAUGAUUCAAAUGUGAAUAUCUGUCAUAAAUGGACUUUGUGCAAAAAUCUGAGAUGAACACAUCUGAGAUGAACACUUUAUGUUUUUGUAUAUGUCAUAAGUUGGGUGAACAUGCAGAUAUGUCUGUCAUUUAUCAGAUUGUUGCGAGGGCCAUAAAACCUCUACUAAAACAAAAAACCUUUAUCAGAUUAAAGGUUUAUGCAUCUGAUAGAAAAUUGAGAUAUAUACCAUAGGGAAUAAACUAUGAGGACGUUCUUAUCGAGCUGA